Molecule: messenger RNA, 702 nt
Organism: Ilex paraguariensis (yerba mate)
Lineage: Eukaryota; Viridiplantae; Streptophyta; Magnoliopsida; Aquifoliales; Aquifoliaceae
Source: the annotation of a GenBank genome assembly
CAUUUAAUCUGGUCGAACCCUAGCCAUGUCCUUCGGCCGAAACAGUUGGUUGACUAGCAGCACACCGCGAGUAUUUACUUGUCGUCGGCGAGAGACAGUUUGGCUUUGUACUCCGACCGUCUCUGUAUUCGUCCGAUUCUUUACUUCCAUUCAGAACUCCCACUUUGGUGGUAUCGAUUCCUAGCUUCUUCGAUUUUCAUUUGGGGGUUAUCGUGGUAAGAGAUAGAUAGAGAGAGAGAGAGAGAGAGAGAGAGAGAGAGAGAGGGAGGGAGGGAGUAGAGAAUGGGAGAUGUGUGGACAUGGCUGGCGUUCUUCUUCGUUCUCGUAGCUCUUCUUAUCGUUGUUCUUUACCAGCUCAUGUGCUUAACGGAUCUUGAGUUUGAUUAUGUCAACCCUUAUGAUUCUGCAUCUCGGAUAAACAGAGUGGUUUUGCCAGAAUUUAUCAUGCAAGGAGUUUUAUGCAUCCUGUGUCUUGUAACGGGGCAUUGGUUUAUGUCACUGCUGAGUGUUCCAUACCUGUACUACAAUGCAAGAUUAUACAUGCAAAGAAAGCACCUCACUGACGUAACUGAGAUCUUCAACUUGCUCGAUUGGGAAAAGAAGCAACGGCUUUUCAAGCUUGCCUAUAUCAUUCUUCUCAUUUGCAUCUCCCUGUUUUGGGUGAUCUUUAGUGCAUUGGAAGACGAUGAGGAAGCACUGUAG